Molecule: messenger RNA, 9381 nt
Organism: Notechis scutatus (mainland tiger snake)
Lineage: Eukaryota; Metazoa; Chordata; Lepidosauria; Squamata; Elapidae
Source: RefSeq, a predicted model, not a curated record
GCUCCGAAGCGGAGCGCGAAAGCGUGCACGGGAGCGAGAGAGCGCGCGAAGUUUGGCCGCUAUGAGGCGAGCGCCUGGGCUUCCACUCUUGUUCCUCACAGUCGCCCUGAGCUGGUGUGGUUCCUUAUUUGGGCAGCCCCGAUGGCCGCAGCAGCAACAAGCAGCGCCGCAACAACGAGGUUUGUUUCCUGCAGUGCUGAACUUGGCUUAUAAUGCUCUCAUCACCACAAAUGCUACCUGUGGUAAAAGAGGUCCAGAAAUGUACUGUAAAAUGGUGGAACAUGUCCCUGGCCAGCCAGCAAGAAACCCUCAAUGCCGUAUCUGUGACCAGCUUAGUAGGAAUCCUAACUUGAGACAUCCCAUAUCGAAUGCAAUUGAUGGCAAGAAUACAUGGUGGCAAAGUCCUAGCAUUCAAAAUGGAAUGGAAUAUCACUACGUGACCAUCACACUUGACUUACGGCAGGUAUUCCAAAUUGCUUAUGUCAUUGUAAAAGCAGCUAAUUCACCACGGCCUGGAAACUGGAUUUUGGAGCGUUCAUUAGAUGGUAACAAUUAUGAACCCUGGCAGUACUAUGCUAUCACAGAUACAGAAUGUCUGACUCGUUACAACAUCACCCCUCGCACUGGGCCUCCUUCUUAUGCAAAAGAUGAUGAAGUUAUAUGCACUUCGUAUUAUUCCAAAAUCCAUCCUCUAGAAAAUGGAGAGAUUCAUACAUCCUUAAUCAAUGGGCGACCAAGUGCAGAUGAUCCUUCUCCAACACUAUUGGAGUUUACAUCAGCUCGUUAUAUUCGCUUAAGAUUUCAAAGGAUACGGACACUAAAUGCGGAUUUAAUGAUGCUUGCACACAGAGAUCUCAAUGAAAUUGAUCCAAUAGUCACAAGGAGGUAUUAUUAUUCUGUGAAAGACAUCUCAGCGGGAGGAAUGUGCAUCUGUUAUGGCCAUGCAAAAGCAUGUCCAUUGAAUCCAGCCACAAAUAGAUCUUCUUGUGCAUGUGAACAUAAUACUUGUGGAGAAAGCUGUGAUCGGUGUUGUCCUGGAUUUAAUCAGAGACCAUGGCAAGCUGGGACUUUCCUUGUAAAACAUGAAUGUGAAGCUUGCAACUGCCAUGGGAAGGCAGAAGAAUGUUAUUAUGACCAGACGGUGGCAGACAGAAAGCAGAGUUUGAAUAUCCAUGGAGAAUACCUUGGAGGCGGAAUAUGCAUUAACUGUACCCAGAACACUGCGGGCUUCAAUUGUGAAACAUGCAUUGAUGGAUACUUCAGGCCAAAAGGGGUUCAUCCAAAUGAUCACCAACCAUGUCAGCCGUGUCAGUGUUAUUCUGUGGGCUCUUUAGAUGGCACUUGUGUCAAGGAUGAAAAGCAAGCUACAGGAGGUAUGCACCCUGGAUCUUGUCACUGUAAGCCAGGUUUUGGAGGAGAGAGAUGUGAUUGGUGUGCAUUGGGCUACAAAAACUUUCCUUACUGUGUGCCCUGCAAUUGCUCUCUGAAAGGCAGCUUGAAUGAUGAUCCUUGUGAAGGACCUUGCAGGUGCAAGGUUUAUGUUGAAGGAAAGAACUGUGAUCGCUGUAAAGCCGGCUUCUUUAACUUGCAACAAGACAACCCCCAGGGCUGUGAGGCAUGUUUCUGCUCAGGAAUAACAAAUGACUGUACAGAUUCUCACUGGACUUACAGCACGAUUAUGGACAUGAAUGGCUGGCAUUUGACUGAUGAAUGGGGUCUUGCUAAAAUUACUCCUCAGCAGGACACUUUCGAUGGACCUCAGCAACUGAGCAUCAGUAACACAGUUGCAAGAACUGUUCUGCAGCCUAUUUAUUACUGGAGUGCACCCAGUCCUUAUUUGGGUAACAAAAUAACAGCAGCUGGAGGACAUCUGAAAUUUACUGUUUCAUAUGACCUCGCUGGGGAAGAAGAUAUUGCUGAGGCCAUCCUUCAGCCCGAUGUCAUCAUAGAGGGAAGUGGGUUGAGAAUAAGGACUUCGCAGGAAGGGAUUCACCUGAAUCCAUUUGAAGAGCACACAGAAGAAGUCUUACUGAAGCACAACUUAUUCAUGCUGCACGGCAUUCCUGUCAGCAAAAGGGAAUUUAUGACUGUUUUGGCGAAUAUAAAAAGACUCCUUAUAAGAGCCACAUACAGCAAUGGGAUGAAUGCCAUCUACAGAUUGAGUGGUGUCGGCCUGGAAUCUGCUAAUGACUUAUUGACUGGACAAAAAGAUGCAUCUGCUGUUGAAAUUUGCCAGUGUUCUUCAGGAUAUUUGGGCUCCUCCUGUGAAUCAUGCUGGCCGGGGCACAGGCGAGUUAACGGCACUAUCGUUGGUGGAAUCUGUAAGCCAUGCACUUGUUUUGGUCACGCAGAGUCCUGUGAUGAUAUCACCGGAGAGUGCCUGAACUGCAAACACAACACAGGUGGUCGAUAUUGUGAUAGAUGUCUUCCUGGUUUCUAUGGAGAUGCUACUAAAGGGAAAGCUGAUGAUUGCCAGCUGUGUGCCUGCCCACUGAGUAUAUCUUCAAACAAUUUUAGCCCCACGUGUCAUUUGGACCAAACUCAUGGAUUCAUUUGUGAUGGAUGUCCCUCUGGGUAUGCUGGCUUACGCUGUGAAAGGUGUGCAGAAGGCUAUUUUGGACAACCUUCAAAACCAGGGGGAUUGUGCCAGCCUUGCCAAUGUAAUGACAACCUUGACUUCUCCAUUCCUGGCAGUUGUGACAGCUUGUCUGGAGCUUGUCUUAAAUGUAAGCCAGGUACAACAGGCCAGUACUGUGAGAAGUGUGUUGACGGGUAUUUCGGAGAUGCUCUUGAUGUAAAGAAAUGUCAAGCCUGCAGCUGCAAUAUUAAUGGCUCAUUUUCAAAAGUCUGUGACUCUAAGACUGGACAAUGUCAUUGCAAACCCAAUGUUCUGGGACGUCAGUGUAAUCAGUGUAAGUCUGGUACCUUUGGUGUGCAGUCAUCAAGAGGAUGUCUCCCUUGCAAUUGUAAUUCAUUUGGAUCAAAAUCAUUUGACUGUGAUGAAACCGGACAGUGCCACUGUCAACCAGGUGUUGGAGGAAAGAAAUGUGACCAUUGUGCUCAUGGAUUUUAUGGUUUUGAGGAAGGAGGAUGCACCCCUUGUCAAUGUUCCCAUCUUGGUAAUAAUUGUGACCCACAUACGGGCCGUUGCAUCUGCCCUCCCAAUACUACAGGGAACCGAUGUGAAAAAUGUGUACCGAACCACUGGGGUCAUGAUAUUAUCAGUGGAUGCAAGGCCUGUGAUUGCAGCGUAGCUGGAUCCCUCAGCUUCCAGUGCAACCCUGAUACUGGCUGCUGUUUCUGUCGUCCAGAAUUCUCUGGCGAUAAAUGCACUGAAUGCAGACUAGGCUAUCGGAAUUUCCCACAAUGCAUUGCCUGUGAAUGCCUGGUCGCGGGGACCGAGCCCCAGACUUGCGAUACAGAAAUGGAAAAGUGUUCUUGUGCUGAUCAUACAGGACAGUGCACCUGUAAAAUGAACGUGGAAGGCAUCAACUGUGACAGGUGCAAACCUGGCCGAUUUGGACUCUCUGCCAAAAACCCACUUGGCUGCAACAGCUGCUACUGCUUUGGCCUGACAUCAGAAUGCAGUGAGGCAAAGGGACUGGUCCGUGUGUGGCUGACUCUGAAGCCAGACCAGGUUGUCCUUCCUUUGGCUGAUGAAAAUGUCCAGCACCAAACUACCAAAGGGAUUAUAUACCAAUAUCCAGAAACAAUUGCAAAUAUUGAUUUAGUAAUGCAAGAUCUACAUUCAGAACCAUUUUAUUGGAGGCUUCCAGAACAAUUCGAAGGAAAGAAGCUGAUGGCUUACGGAGGAAAGCUGAAAUAUGCUAUAUUUUUUGAAGCAAGGGAAGACACGGGUUUUGCAACUUACAAUCCCCAGAUCAUAAUCAGAGGUGGGCUUCCCACACAUACACGGAUUAUUGUCAGGCAUGUGGUUGCUCCUCUGAAUGGCCAGUUGACAAGGCACGAGAUAGAAAUGACAGAGUAUAAUUGGAAAUACUAUGGUGAUGAUCCAAGGAUCACACAGACUGUGACCCGUGAGGAUUUCAUGGAUGUCCUGUACAACAUUCAUUACAUACUAAUCAAAGCAACUCAUGGCAGGUUCAUGAGACAAAGCAGAAUUUCUGAGAUUAGCCUGGAAAUUGCAGACACAGGAAAUGUAUCAGGAAGAACUCCAAGUGCCCAAUUGAUUGAGCAAUGUAACUGUCCUGUGGGCCAUUUUGGUUUGUCAUGUGAGGCCUGUUCUCCAGGUUUUUAUAGACUUGCUUCUCCAUAUACUGGCAGAAGGCCAGGUCCUGCCCUAGGAGCCUGUGUCCCUUGUUCAUGCCACAGGCAUAGUGAAAUGUGUGACCCCGAAACCUCAAUUUGUCAGAACUGUCGUCACAACACAUAUGGGGACCACUGUGAAAGAUGUGCACUUGGAUUCUAUGGGAUCGUUAGAGGAAAUACCAAUGACUGUCAGCCUUGUGCCUGCCCUUUGACCAUGUCAAGCAACAAUUUCAGUCCCUCAUGUGUUAUUGAAGGAGUUAACGAUUACCGAUGUACAGCUUGCCCACCUGGAUAUGAAGGACAGUACUGUGAAAGAUGUUCUCCUGGAUACACCGGGAACCCCAAAAUUCCUGGUGGAUCUUGUCAAGAAUGUGAGUGUCACCCACAUGGUUCGCUACCUGUUCCUUGUGACCCUCUCACCGGACAAUGUGUGUGCAAGCCUGGAUCUACUGGCUGGAAGUGUGCAGGAUGUGAAGCCUGGCAUGCUCGUGAAGGCAUAGCAUGUGUUUCUUGCGAUGAUGAGUGCACUGGUGUCCUUCUUCGUGACUUGGAUCAAUUAAAUCAGAUGACUCUAACUGUUAAUCUUAGUGGACCACUUUAUCCACCAUAUAAAAUGCUUUAUUCUUUUGAAAACACAACCCAAGAAUUAAAGCAUUUAUUGUCACCUCAGCAAGCACCAGAAAGAGUUCUUAAUUUGGCACAGAAGAAUUUAGAUACUCUUGUGGUAGAAAUGGAUGAACUGCUGACAAGGGCGACCAAGGUGACAGCAGAUGGGGAACAAACUGGACAGGAUGCUAAGACAACUAAUGAGAGAGCGAAGUCGCUUGGACAGCUCAUCAAAGUCACCCUCCAGGCUGCAGAAGGUGUAAAUGAUGCUGCUUCAAAACUGAAUGAGACUCUUGGGAUCCCAGAGAAGGCACUUGACAAAAGCUUUCAAGAAUUACAGAGUGAAGUUGACAAAAUGAUGGCAGAACUUAGGAAGAGAAAAUUGGAAUUGCAAAAGGCAGUAGCUCAAGAUGAAUUAGAAUCAGCAGAAGACCUCUUGAAGAACAUGCACAAGUUAUUUGUAGAGCCAAAGAAGAAAACUGAGGACCUGAAAAACGAAGUCAAAGAGAAACUAGCAGACUACCAUGAUAAAAUUGAUGAUGCUCUGAACCUGUUAAGAGAAGCAACUAAUAAAAUUCGGGAAGCGGACAGACUAUCAGCAAUCAACCAAAGAAACUUGACGGCAGUAGAGAAAAAGAAGCAAGGUAUAGAAAACGGACGACAGGAAACUGAAAAUACUCUAAGAGAAGGAAAUGACAUCCUUGGUGAAACUAAUGAACUUGCAAAUGGAAUCAAUUUGGCUGUGGAGAACAUAGAUAAUAUUAAGAAUGAAAUAGGCCCACUUUCUGUUGAGCUAAAGGGUAAAAUAGAUAAUCUCUCUGGAAAUAUCAAAAAAAAGAAGCUUCCAGAAAAGGUACUGCAGGCAGAAGCCCAUGCUGCCCAGCUGAAUGAUUCAUCUGCUAUUUUGGAUGGAAUCCUUGAUGAAGCUAAAAACCUCUCCUUCAAUGCAACAAUAGCUUUUAAGGCCUACAGCAAUAUCAAGGAGCAUAUUGAUGAAGCGGAUGCAAUUUCUAAAGAUGCUAAAGCUCGUGCCAAUGAAGCCAUACAACUGGUAAGAGAAAAUCUCUUGAGGACCUUAAUGAAAGCCACUCUCUCAAAUAAUCUUCUUCAGGGCUUAGAUACUAAUACAGCAGCCAAAGUACAAGCAGUUAAAGACAAAGCCAAGCAAGCUAAUGAUACUGCAAAUGAGGUACUGGCUAAAAUCAGAGAUCUCAAUCAAAACCUCCUUGGAUUAAAAGACAGAUACAGAAAAGUUGCAGAUGAUGCAGCCAAAACAAAUGCUAUGUUGAAAGAUCCUACUAAAAAUAUUGCUGAUGCAGAUGACACUGUUAAAAAUCUGGGCAAAGAAGCAGAUCGGUUGAUGGAUAAAUUGAAACCAAUCAAACAACUUCAAGAUAAUCUGGGGAAGAACAUUUCUCACAUUAAGGACCUGAUAAAUCAAGCCAGGAAGCAAGCCAAUUCUAUUAAAGUAUCCGUAGCCUCAGGAGGAAACUGUAUUCGAACAUACAGACCAGAAAUUAAAAAAGGAUUGUACAACACCGUUAUUCUCAAUGUAAAGACAACUGUUCCUGAUAAUCUACUUUUUUAUCUUGGAAGUAACAGAUACACUGAUUUCUUGGCCAUAGAAAUGCGUAAAGGAAAAGUGGAUUUCUUAUGGGAUGUGGGAUCUGGUGUUGGGCGUGCAGACUAUCCGGAUCUCACAAUUGAUGAUGGAGUUUGGUACCGAAUUGAAGCAUCAAGGCAAAAAUCUGACGCUGUUAGAGUCACUACUUUCACAGGAUGCAUGGGGGAAACCUAUUUAGACAGCAAACCAAUAGGGCUAUGGAAUUUCAGAGACAUUGAAGGAGAGUGUAAAGGCUGUGCUGUCAGCCCCCAGGUGGCAGAUGGUGAGGGAACUGUUCAGUUUGAUGGAGAAGGUUAUGCUACCGUUAGUCGUCCCAUAAGAUGGAACCCCAAUAUCUCCAUGGUCAUGUUCAAAUUCAAGACAUUUUCUUCUACUGCUCUCCUGAUGUAUCUUGCUACUCUAGACUUGAAGGAUUUCAUGAGCAUAGAACUGAGUGAUGGGCAUAUUAAAGUCAGCUAUGAUCUAGGCUCAGGAACAGCUUCAGUUGUCGGUAACUGGAGCCACAAUGAUGGGAAAUGGAAAUCAUUCACCUUGUCAAGAAUUCUGAAACAAGCUAAUAUAUCAAUUGUAGACAUAGAUUCUAACAACGAAGAAAUCAUACCUGCAGUUUCUCCAGGAAAGCAUUUUGGCCUCAAUCUGAAAGCUGAUGAGCCCAUUUAUUUUGGUGGAUUGCCAUCGCUGAGAAGAAACCUAAGUAUGAAAUCAAGACCAGAAGUAAACACAAAGAAAUAUGCAGGCUGUCUCAAGGAUAUUGAAAUUUCCCGGACACCAUAUAAUCUUUUAAGUAGUCCUGACUAUCUUGGCAUUACCAGAGGGUGCAUAUUGCAGAAUAUCUACACAGUCAGCUUUCCUAAACCUGGCUUUGUGGAGAUGCCUCCAGUCUCUCUUGAAGUGGGAACAGAAAUUCACCUGUCCUUCAGUACUAAAAAUGAAUCUGGUAUCAUACUCUUUGGUACUAAUGAAAUAUCUGUACCUCCAAGAAGGAAACGCAGACAAACAGGGCAGGUGUAUUAUGCUGUAUUCCUGAAUGGAGGUCGACUUGAAGUACAUAUUUCUACUGGAGUAAGAGAUCCACGCAGGAUCAUUGUGAAACCUGAGUCUGGUGAAUUUCAUGAUGGCAAAGAACACUCCCUUUGGUUGGAGAGACUUGGAGGGCUGUUUGCCAUUCAAGUAGAUGAGGACAGAAGACAGUCCCAGCGACUCCCAACAGAUCAGCCUAUGUCCAUUAAAGGGCUUUUUGUGGGAGGAACACCACCUGAAUUUCACAUACCCCCUAUUAAAAACAUACCUGCAUUUGAUGGCUGUAUAUGGAACCUGGUUGUCAAUGCUGUUCCAAUGGAUUUCGCCCAAUCAGUAGCCUUUAAAAAUGCAGAUAUAGGACAGUGUCCUGAUUUAGGACCAGAUCAUGAAACGGAGCAUGAAGAUCCAACCCCCCAGACAACAAGUCAUCCUGAACCAGAGGAGGAAGAAAGUAAAGCAAGUACAACUCCUCCUCCUCCUCCUCCUCCUUUCCCACCUUUACCUGAAUUGCUUGCGGCUGAAGUGAAGAGCGCCAGUAGUUCAGCUGACUUUCACCUGACGGAACAUUGUGCUGAUGAUGUGGAACCCAUUACCUUGGAAGGGGGCAAGCAAUUUGGCCUCUCAAGAAACAGCCAUAUUGCAGUUGCCUUUGAUGACACAAAAGUUAAGAACAAACUCACAAUAGAACUUGAAAUCAGAACAAAGGCUGAAAAUGGGCUGCUUUUCUACAUGGCUCGGAUCAAUCAUGCUGAUUUUGCCACUAUCCAGAUAAAAAAUGGUUUUCCGUAUUUCAGUUAUGACCUUGGGCAUGGGAACACAAGCACUAUGAUUCCCAACAAAAUCAAUGAUGGCCAGUGGCACAAGAUAAAAAUAUUCCGAAGCAAACAGGAAGGGGUCCUGUCAGUUGACGGAACUACAAAUAGGACCACUAGCCCAAAGAAAGCUGAUAUUUUGGAUGUUGUGGGGAUGCUGUAUGUUGGAGGAUUGCCAAUUAACUAUAUAACAAGAAGAAUUGGUCCGGUAGUCUACAGCAUUGAUGGAUGUAUACGAAACUUUCAAAUGACAGAAGCUCCCAUUGAUCUGAAUAAUCCUACCUCCUUCUAUAAUGUUGGAAGAUGCUUUGUCAAUCCACAGGAAGGAACCUACUUUGCAGGGACAGGAUUUGCCAAAGCAGUUGGAGCAUAUAAAGUGGGACUAGAUUUACAGGUGGAAUUUGAAUUCCGUACAACACGGACAAAUGGUGUUCUAUUGGGAAUCAGCAGUCAAAAAAUGGAUGGCCUUGGCAUUGAGUUGGUAGAUGAAAAUGUUAUGUUCCAUGUCGAUAAUGGUGCCGGUCGGUUUUCGGCCAUUUAUGAAACUGCUAUACCAGGGAGUUUGUGUGAUGGGCGGUGGCACAGAGUUGUGGCACACAAGAUAAAGCAUCGUUUAAUGCUGACAGUGGAUGAUCAGCAUGUGGAAGGGAUCAGUCCUAAUGCAGCUUCAACUUCAGCAGAGACAAACGAUCCUGUCUUCGUUGGAGGAUAUCCUGAUGGAUUGAAGCAGUUUGGCCUGACCACUAACAUUCGAUUCAAAGGCUGCAUUAGGUCUCUGAAACUCAUCAAAGGGGCAGCUAAACCACUGGAGAUUAACUUCAGCAAGGCCUUGGAAAUAAAGGGAGUGCAACCUCUGUCCUGCCCAGGGAAUUAAAGAGAAAAACCAUCAAAUUGCAAUAGGAAUCCGAGCAGUAACGCUAACAAAAAGAUUCUUUUACAAAUAUGCCUGUGAUAUAUUCCAAUACUACCGUUUCAGGGUGUACUUCUAAAAGCAAUAUGAAACAAGGGGAAAAAAUCCCUUAAAAUGAAUAAAGCAGCAAGUUACACAUG